AUUUUAGUAGAAGCGUUAAACAGUGUGAUUUGUAAAGCAGUGGACCACGAGUCUGUUAAAAAGCCGAUAAAUUUUAAAAUUUAUUUUACUAAUAUUCAAUAACAAAAACAUAAAUAAAAAAUAAAACAAUAAAUUCAAAUAAAAUUGAGAAAUUUUUAAAUAAAACAAAUUUAUUUUAAGUGAUUUAUUUUAAAAGCUUGUGUUUAAUUGUCUUCAGCAGUUUAAAAUAAAGGAGUUUUAUCAUGUCUGAAAACGGACAUUCGUUUCCUAAUAAUUAUCAAAACAACAAUGAUAAAAAUAAUGAUAAUAAUGGAAAUAAAAAAAGAAAUUCAACGGACAAUUCAAGUGCAAGUAGUAACAAAUACUUGAAACGAGAAAUAGGAUUUCGAAUGGUUCAGAGAGGAUUUUCAUCACCAUCACCUGAAAUUGUAAUCCUUGAAGAUCCUAGAAUUCUUGCUGGUGAUGAAGAGAGACAAAUAUUAACACGAGCACAAGUUAGAUCAGAAGCUAAUAAUGAAAAUGACAAAGUUGAAUCAUUGUCAGAUCAAUUGGAAAAAAAAGAAACAUCAGCUAGAAUUUUGAGAUUAUUAAAAAAAUAUCGUGAUGAAUUUGGAUAUGAAAAAGAGCCUUAUUCUAUAUUAGAUUCUAAUAAUAAAAUAUGGUUUAAAGCUGCAGAUAUAACGGAAAUAUUUGGCUAUAGUCCACAAUCAAAUCCAAUAGCUAAUAUUCAAAAAGAAAAUAAAAUAAGAUUUGUUGGAUUAUCACAUAGAGAUGAAGCAAAUAUUUCACCUGCAAGUGUUAAUGCAAAUACAGUAUUUAUUGAUACAGAUGGAAUAUUAAAUUUAAUAUUAAAUUCAACUAAACCAGAAUGUAAAAGAUUAUUAGAAUGGUCACUUUUAACUGCUGCACAAAAUGAUACUCCAAUUGAGACACCACCAAAUCAAAUUGCUACUGUUAAUAAUACAAAUUCAUAUGGUAAUGAAAUAAUGACAAUGGUAUCAUUGCUUAAAGAUGAAAGAGAUUCAUCAGCAAGAAUGAUAAGUCUUUAUGAAAAACAAGUUGAGAAUAAUAAUAUGUUGAUUAAAAAAUUGUUUGAAUUACAAGAAAAUAAAAGUACACCACCAACUCCAAGUACAUCUGGAUCACAAGAUACACAACAAGUUCAACAAUCAUCAGUAUCUAAUAGUAAAAAUAAUGAUUUAUCACAACAAGGUUUUUACAUAUUACAAAAUCAAACAAAUCCUCAUAAAUAUAAAUUUUUUCAAAGACAAUUAAAAUCAAUAAAAAGUUCCCUUAAUUCUUUUCAAAAUAGUGAUCUUGAUUAUGAAAAAAUAUAUCCAAAUACAGAAAAUCCAAUUAUUUUAAAUUCGAAAGAAAAAGCUAUUGAUAGAGUUAAACAAUUUUUAAAUUUCAAUAAAAUUCCAUAUCAAACAUCAAAAACAUAUCUUGAAACUGAUAUUAAUUUAUAUAAACUUCUUGUUAAUCGAAAAAUUAAAUUCUAAAAUUUUUUUAUUAUUCAUAUUGAAUUAUUAAUUUAAAUAAUAAUUCAAACAAGCAAGCAAAAAAAAAAAAUCAAUUUAUACAUUAAUGUUCUAUUUUUUAAUUUCCUAUUAAUUUUUUUAAUUUUACAUAUAUAAUAUUUUUUUAAUCAUAAGAAAUUUAUUUUCUUUAUAAUAAUAAUUUUUUUAAUUCGAAAUAUUAUAUUUUAAUAUUACCAUACGUAUUUUUUUAUCGUUAAUUUGAUAAAAAAAUUUUUUUUUUUAGUUUCUACAAGUAAAAAAUAUAUCUCUUGUUUACAAAUAAUUUUAAAAUAUUAUUAAGUUUAUAAAAUUAAUUUUUUUAUUAUAAAAAAAUAUUAAUAACAUAUAUUUUAUUUUCAUAAAUAUAUUUUUAAAUUUUAUAACUUUAUAAAAUAAAUUUUUCGUAAUUAUAAAAAA
Aphidius gifuensis is the source of this 1937-nucleotide messenger RNA. Its product is annotated as nuclear transcription factor Y subunit alpha-like. Lineage: Eukaryota; Metazoa; Arthropoda; Insecta; Hymenoptera; Braconidae. Bases 243 to 1502 code for a protein of 419 amino acids. The record is from RefSeq and is a predicted model, not a curated record. The transcript has 3 exons.